CUUGCCUCCUACGCGUCUCGUCAGCUAUGCAGCGCCCUGAAAUAUGAUUCCGCCUCCACAAUUGGCCCCCUGUGCACUGUCGUACGAAAAUUCUCAACGGACCGCAUCCGCACGACCAUCUGAAUCUGCGGGUCUCGCCAUAUCUGCCGCCCCAAGGCGAAGCAUACUAUAGUCGCCGAAGUUAUCUCAGGGAUGAUUCCCCCUCAUAGACCUCGCUUGCGCCCGUAAACCUCGCUUAUCCCACGAGAAGCUCAAUAAACUGUAUACAUGCGGCUGUCAUCCGGCCGGCAUACCCACAGAUCAGGAGACUGAACCGCGUUGACCCAGCGUAUAUAACAAGGGCCCCGUCACUCCAAAAGUCUCAUCCUACAUCUCGUAGCUCCAUCGCACCUCUUGACAGUCAUGGGAAAGUACACAACAUCGAUGUUCCUCGCUGAUCAGCUCGGCUACCACGCGGCGGCGUACCAGAAGGACCUUUCCGGACAAACAGCAGUGGUCGUUGGCGCGAAUGUAGGACUUGGCUACGAGGCGGCGAAGCACUUCUCUACUAUGGGCGCGGCGCGCGUGGUCAUGGCGUGCCGUAGCAAGGAGCGUGGCACUGAAGCGGUCGAGCGCGUACAGAAGGAGACGGGCUUGAAGAACACGGAGCUGAUGCUCGUGGACCUCGCAGAUUUCGCCUCGACCGCGAAAUUCGCGGCCGAGUUGGAGGCGAAGGUCGACCGCCUUGACCUCCUAGUCCUGAACGCGGGCCUCGUCUCAAAUGGGCCGAAGCGCGCCGCGACAGUGGACGGGUGGGAGCAAGCGAUACAAGUCAAUGUCAUCGCGUCGUCCAUCCUCGCGCUGCUGCUCCUGCCUUUGAUGAUCAAGACCUCGCGCGAGAGGCAUACGAUUCCGCGCACGGUGAUUGUUGCCAGCGCCGUUCAUUUCUGGGCCGCGCGGUGGGGGAAGGAGAUUACAGAUCAGCCUGGAUUGCUGAAGGCACUGUCGGACUUGGAAACGUUCAACCCUAUCAAUCGCUACUGGGAGACAAAGUUGUUCAACAUCCUCUUCACCCGCGCCCUUAAUGAGCGCCUCCGGGCCACGCACCCCACCAUCAUUGUCAACGCCGUCAACCCCGGCCUCUGCACAACGAACCUCACACGCAACGCCGACCUUCCCUGGGGAAUACGCGUGCGGCAGGCCUUGCUCAGCGUCUCCGCCGAAGUUGGCAGCCGUGAGCUUGUGUGGGCGGCACUCGCUGGCAGCGAGCAGGCGGGAUCGUUGCGCGGGCAGUAUAUCAGCCGGAACGCUGUAGUUGAGCCUUCGGACUUCGUGCUGAGCGAGGAAGGGAGAAUCGCACAGGAUAGGGUUUGGCGAGAAAUCGUGGCUGUUGGCGAAAAGGUCGAUCCGAAGAUCGGCCAAAUCGUCAAGGAAUAUUCAUUGGACGUCUGAACUUUGUGUUUGUCGUAUCUGUAUGUGCUACCUCGAGGACUUGUCCACCUGUAUCGCUUCCCUUCUCAUGAGCAGCGUGUUUCUCCAUCUGUUCCCGUGGCUGCACGAAGCCGGCGUUCGUUAUGACGGACUGACUGUUAUUGUCCCGUGUUUCUACGGGUAUGCUGCUCUGUCCGACUGGCACAUGACCUACACGACCGCGUCCAGAAUCAACAUACCGGCUCUG
Schizophyllum commune H4-8 is the source of this 1657-nucleotide messenger RNA. RefSeq names its product NAD(P)-binding protein. The transcript has 6 exons. The coding region runs from base 403 to 1431 and encodes 342 amino acids. Lineage: Eukaryota; Fungi; Basidiomycota; Agaricomycetes; Agaricales; Schizophyllaceae. The record is from RefSeq and is a predicted model, not a curated record.